Mauremys reevesii (Reeves's turtle) is the source of this 609-nucleotide messenger RNA. Its product is annotated as zinc finger protein RFP-like. The transcript has 2 exons. Gene Ontology annotation, molecular function: zinc ion binding. Lineage: Eukaryota; Metazoa; Chordata; Testudines; Geoemydidae. The record is from RefSeq and is a predicted model, not a curated record. The coding region runs from base 52 to 486 and encodes 144 amino acids.
UCUGAGCUCAGGAAAGUGAAACUAACCCUGUGACACUGUCCAGAGGGAGCCAUGGCCACAGACAACCCCGUGGAAAGUCUCCAGGAGGAAGCUACGUGCCCCGUCUGUCUGGAGUAUUUUAAGGACCCAGUGACUAUAGACUGUGGGCACAAUUUCUGCCGAGCCUGCAUCGCCCAGUGCUGGGAGGGAUCGAAUACAGCCGUCUCCUGCCCUCAGUGCAGACAAACUGUGCAACAGGGAAACCUCAGGCCAAACAGGAAGCUGGCAAAUAUUGUAGAAAUGGUCAAACGGCUGAGUUUACAGGCAGCAAAGGGAGCAGGAGAGGAGAGGGUGUGUGGGGAACACCAGGAGACUCUGAAACUGUUCUGUGAAGAGGAUCAAACUUCUGUCUGUGAGAUUUGCCAUCUGUCCCGGGCUCACAGAGAUCACAGGGUGGUCCCCAUAAAGGAGGCUGCCCAGGAGUACAAGCUUCCACUGCUGAAAUAAGGGGACUUUUUACACCACGGCCGGUGUUAACGAUCAGUGAGGUUUAAAUCACACGAGCUGCAGGCCAGUAUAGGUGAGUGUGUUACCUUCAGACUGGAGAACUGAUCAUUUAAAUCUCAACAC